Cannabis sativa is the source of this 3809-nucleotide messenger RNA. RefSeq names its product protein SEMI-ROLLED LEAF 2. NCBI's taxonomy places the organism in Eukaryota, Viridiplantae, Streptophyta, Magnoliopsida, Rosales, Cannabaceae. The transcript is spliced from 20 exons. Bases 460 to 3537 code for a protein of 1025 amino acids. The record is from RefSeq and is a predicted model, not a curated record.
UUUGGGUCCCAUUCUUACUCAUUUUGGACAUUUUCAAUCAUUAUUGGCAGGCCACCGGCGGACAACCAUUUUUCAUUUAUGUCUAUCAUCAUCACAAAACAAAGUCCUAAAUAAAAAUCAUAAUUAAAAUUUGCAUUUACAUUUAGAUUUGGAUUUAGAAUGAGAGAGAGAAAGAGAGAGACAGAGUUUGAGGUAGAAUUCAUGUUUGUAGCCUCUGGAAUGCUCAUGUUAUUGAUCAAUUCGAAAAAAGAUCAUUGAUUUCUGAUACCCUUUGGCGUUUUUGACAACCCCUUUUGUUGAAUUUUUAAGGCUGGUUUAUACAUUUUGAAGAAUACCCUUUUGAGUUUUGAACCUUUCUUUCCCUUCUAAAAACCGAAAACUGAGUUUUCUUAACCAGUUUUUUUGAAGGGAAAGAAAGUGUAGUUUUUGAAGGCCAAUCGUUUUUCAUUGAGGUUCUAAAUGGGCUCCCUUGAGGGUGUUAUUUCAAGGCAAGUUUUGCCUGCUUGUGGGAGUCUUUGCUUCUUCUGCCCGGCUAUGCGGGCAAGGUCUAGACAGCCUGUAAAGAGGUACAAGAAGCUCAUUUCAGAUAUUUUUCCUCGAAACCAGGAAGAAGGACCUAAUGAUAGGAAGAUUGGAAAGUUGUGCGAAUAUGCUGCGAAAAAUCCUUUGCGCAUCCCUAAGAUUGCAAAUACCCUUGAACAAAGGUGUUACAAGGAACUAAGAAAUGAGAACUUUCAAUCUGCAAAAAUUGUCAUGCAUAUUUACAGAAAAUUGUUGAUAUCUUGCAAGGAACAAAUGCCUCUGUUGGCUAGUAGCUUACUCAGUGUCAUGCAUGCUCUUCUGGAUCAAUCACGACAAGAUGAAAUGAGAAUUAUAGGAUCCCAAACUCUUGCUGACUUUGUAAAUAGUCAGGCAGAUGGGACAUACAUGUUUAAUCUAGAAGGCUUUAUUCCUCCACUCUGUCAAUUAGCUCAAGAGGUGGGAGAAGAUGAACGAGCUCAUAGUCUGCGUUCAGCUGGACUUCGAUCUCUAUCUUCAAUGGUUUGGUUUAUGGGUCAAAACUCACAUAUCUCAGUGGAGUUUGAUAAUAUUGUUGCAGUAGUAUUAGAAAAUUAUGAAGGUCCUAAGGCGAAAACAGUGGAUCCAGAAGAUUCCCAAAAGAGGUGGGUGCAUGAAGUGAGAAAAAAUGAGGGACUUGUUUCUUCUUCACCAAAUACCAUAACAAGAGUUUCUUCUUGGAGGGUGAUUGUUAAUGACAAAGGCGAAGUGAAUGUGACAACUGAAGAUGCCAAUAAUCCCUACUUUUGGGCAAGAGUUUGUCUGCAUAACAUGGCCAAGCUAGCCAAGGAAGCGACAACUAUAAGGCGUGUUUUGGAGUCUGUGUUUCGAUAUUUUGAUAAUGGAAAUCUAUGGUCUGCUGAGAAUGGUCUUGCCUUGCCUGUUCUCAAUGACAUGCAAUUUUUAAUGGAUUUUUCUGGUCAAAAUACUCAUGUUUUACUAUCUAUUUUAAUCAAGCAUUUAGAUCAUAAAAAUGUUCUUAAACAUCCCAAUAUGCAACUAGAUAUUGUUGAGGUUACAACUUCUCUUGCUCACCAAGCAAAGGUUGAGCCUUCUGUAGAAAUAAUCGGUGCAGUAAGCGAUGUCAUGAGACAUUUACGAAAGAGCAUACAUUGCUCCCUUGAUGAUGCAAAUCUUGGGGAAGAUGUGAUCAAGUGGAAUAAAAGCUUCAAAGAAGCUGUGGAUAAGUGUCUAGUACAGUUGUCACAUAAGGUUGGAGAAGCAGGCCAUAUCCUUGAAAUCAUGGCUGUCAUGCUUGAAAAUAUCUCUACUAUUACUAUCAUAGCUAGAACUACUAUUUCUGCAGUUUACCGAGCCGCUCAAAUUGUUGCUUCCUUACCAAGUUUAACAUAUCAGAAUAAGGCUUUCCCAGAGACUUUGUUUCAUCAGCUACUCCCAGCUAUGGUCCAUCCAGACCAUGAAACAAGAGUUGGUGCACACCGUAUUUUUUCAGUUGUUCUUGUUCCAUCUUCAGUUUUCCCUCGUUCGUUGCCAUCAUCGGUUUCUGAUUCAAAGAAGGCCUCUGAUUUUCCUAGGACACUUUCGAGAACAGUCUCAGUUUUUUCAUCCUCAGCAGCUCUUUUUGAGAAGCUAAGGAAGGAGAAAUUUUUGUCACAGGAUAAUGUUGUUGAGGAAACAAAAGAUAUCAGUACUGGAACACUUGAUAGAUUGAAGUCAUCUUACCUUAGCUCAUACAGUAUGAGAAAUUUGCAAGACUCUAUAGUGACUGAAGAAAAUAGUACUAAUAGCUCAACUAAAGAACAGGAGGCUAAUGCUUUGAGGCUGAGCAGCCAUCAAAUAUCUCUUUUGCUGUCAUCAAUCUGGGUACAGUCCAUCUCUCCUGCAAACACUCCCGAAAAUUAUGAAGCAAUCGCGCACACUUAUAGUCUUGUGUUGCUCUUUUCUACAUCCAAGAAUUCCAGUCAUGAGGUUCUAGUGCGUAGUUUUCAGCUAGCAGUUUCCUUGAGGAAUAUUUCUCUUAGUGAUGGCGGGCGAUUGCCUCCAUCACGACGCAGGUCUCUCUUCGUCUUAGCAACAUCAAUGAUUCUCUUUGCAUUGAAUGCAUACAAUAUUCUUUCUCUUGUUCAUGUUGCCAAAGCAGCAAUUACAGAAAAAGUGGUUGAUCCAUUCUUAUGUUUAGUUGAAGAACACAAGUUAAGAGCUGUUAAACCGGUAUCUAUGGCGAAUAGUUCUUAUGGAUCUAAAGAAGAUGAUUGUUUGGCCUUGAAGUCUCUUUCAGAGAUAAAAAUCACUGAAGAGCAAACUAGAGAAUUCUUUGCUCCUGAAAUAGUGAAAAGCUUAGAGAAUUUAACUGAGUCUGAGUCUUCGUCGAUUAGAGAACAGCUUCUCACCGAUUUCAUACCCGACGAUUUCUGUCCACUUGGAGCACAAUUGUUCAUGGAUGCUCCCAAAGAAAUCUAUCAAACUGAUUCAAGAAGUAGUAUAUCCAAGGAGAUUGCUCCACUUUUUUCAAUAGAUGAAGACACAUUUGCAGAAUCAUUUGAUAGUCAUAGAAAACUACCAGAGUUUUCCAUGGAAAUUCCAAAUCUUUUGAGUGUAAACCAACUUCUGGAAUCAGUUUCUGAAACUACACAUCAAGUUGGAAGGAUCUCUGUCUCAACAACACCCGACGUGUCUUACAAGGAAAUGGCUCGACAUUGUGAAGCUUUGCUUAUGGGAAAACAACAAAAGAUGUCUGGUUUAAUAAGUACUCAACAAAGACAAGAAUGUUUGAUGCACAUCUCAUUACAAACUCAAACCAAUGAAGUGACAACAACAAUCGUCUCCUAUGUCAACGCCGAUUCUCUUGGGGCUCAAAAUCCUUUUGUUGAUGGGAACUCAUUCGACGAUGGAUGCAAAACUCCCAUUGCAGCCGCCACGCCUAUGCAAUGCGCUACUGAAUCCCAGCAUAAUCCCCACUUCUUCAGGCUGCCGGCGUCAAGUCCAUUUGACAACUUUCUAAAGGCUGCUGGCUGUUAAAUCCAAAGAACGAAAAAACUCCAGCACAGACAUUCAGACAAAUAUGUUUGUAUAAAUUUUUCAUUUUAUUUAUAACUUCUGUUCUUUCCAUACAUAAUUCUUUUAUUUAGUUCCUCUCCCUUCUACAUGUGACUUUACAAUUGGGAAUGUGCAGAGGAAUUUACUUUCCAACAUGUACAGCCAUUUUAAGGUUAUGUUAGUACUAAUGAGCUUCCAUAUAUUUUGUUAUAGAAAUUUUUACAUAAUAAAUUAAAAAUUUGAAAAAAAAAAAA